Molecule: messenger RNA, 2118 nt
Organism: Dicrocoelium dendriticum
Lineage: Eukaryota; Metazoa; Platyhelminthes; Trematoda; Plagiorchiida; Dicrocoeliidae
Source: the annotation of a GenBank genome assembly
CUUAAUUAUUGCGGUUUGCAUUCUUUUUCAAUCCUGAUUACCGAUUUUUGCAUCUCCUGGGAGGGAUCCAUGCAUUGAUCUAUGAUUAGGAUUAAUGGCAGUCUUGUCGUUUCUGUUGUUAAGUGGUCUUCCGAUCCUCCUUUACAUGAGGUUUCCGCGAUUUUGUGUUCUCCGGAUGGACGCGAUUUGGUGUCAGCUUCUAUUGAUGGAAAUAUGAUACUCUGGAGUGUCGAUUCAAACGCCGAAUUUAAACCAAAAUGGAUGAUUUCUGGUCACCGGAGUCAUGUCAAGAAUCUAUGUCUAGCCGGUAUUUUUCAGUCAGAAAACAGAAAGCUGUUCUUCAGUCACUCUGCGACCAGUGAGAUGGCCCUUUGGGACUGGAACAACGGAAAGUGUUUGGAGUUCAAGAUCGAUACACGCUAUCGGCAUACACAUAUCAAGUCUCAUCAACCAACGUUUCUGGACUACCGGUUAUUAUUCUGUUGUGGGCAAUAUCCUCAUAUCGUUAUCAUCCAUGCAACAUCUCUGGUCGUGCUUUUCAACCUGACUUCUCAGUCGAAACCUGAUUGGAUCUCCAACUUCGCUGUUGUCUCUCACCCAAACAGACAACAUGAAGUUGUACUGGGCGUGUCUGCCUCAAAUGUUGCCGCACUGUGGACUCUUAAUGGCGAUGAAGUUCAGGAUGAAACGAAGUAUGAGCACGAGUCCCUCGUUAUCGAUUGUCUAUCCCCUAUUGUUCAAGUGGAUUGCUGUUCACAGACUCCUCGCUGCAUCCUAAUGGUGUCCUCUUUUGGGUGGCAACUCUUCGACGCGAUGGUAUGCUCCGUCGCACUACUCCAACCCACGACAAAACAGGAUCCUCUGGUUGGUGGUGAAUUCGUUGGCUCUGAUUCCGUGGUUGUCUAUUGCCGUUCUGGUGUAGCUCUGCUGUACCGGAUAGAAAUGCGCCAUCAGGCGGAACCCAGUGCUCCGUUGUCUUUCGAACCGCCGGUGCUUUUGAUGAGGUUUCUGCCGCCUACAAAUGGGGAUGAUAUAGUAUCAUCUGAAAACGGAUUUUGCCAAUUUUCGGUCAUUCACACUUCGAACAUGCCAGUGCUGCUUGGUGGAACAUUGAAUGGUGAAAUCUUGCGCUGGAACUUGGCGGAUGAACCAAAGACUGAAACCCACAGUCCAGUCGACAAAUAUCCCAACAUCAUAACUGGCCUGGUUGAUAUUUGGCGACGCAAUCCUCCUCACCCUUUUCUCCGUAACCUCUCCUGUGAAACCACCAACGAUGUGCGUGCCCCGGAGCCCAGUGUCACCGUGUGUAUUCAAUUGUUCCGCACCAGCGCACUUAAACCACGCGACACUCGCCCACAUCGUGUCGCGUUUGGUCUCUCGGAUGGAAGCAUUAUUGUCAUGCGGUUAACGGACUUCAUGCAAGCUGCUUACUGGACGUCAGACUUUCGGGCGAAUUCCAACACACCAAACGCCAACCAUUUACUGCAUCUGACUCGCUUCAAACUGACAGGCCAUGUGGGCCCGGUAACUAGCUUGCUUCAUCCUGCCAGCGCCAAUACACAGUUUAUCCAUACACUGGACCACGAUUCGACAGUCACCAAAUGCCCAUACGAUUGGGAUCACUUGGUCUCCGGUGGCGCGGAUUUUACUGUUAGACUGUGGGAUUUGGAUCCUUGGCGUGAGGCCGGGCUAGAUCGUGUUCAGGACAGACGCAAUCGUCUUCUUUCUGAUCGACUGGCCUCUUGUAUCACACCUCCAACCUGUUUGUCUGUGUUCCACUGCCAUUCAUCCCCCUGCAUAUCUUUGUUCAUUGGUCCCCCAACCUGUGCCGUGCUGAGUUCGUGUGCGGGGAACUCUCGCCUAAAUUCUUGUGUGGGUUCGGUUGGUUCGGACGGUUCUGUCUCAAUCAUCAGUUUACAUGAACAACGCGUGUUGUUGUCAACCAGUCCUCCGUGCAAGCUCUCUCCUUCACCGGUGAUCGCUCUGGGCUGGCGAGUUCCUGAAGAUCUUCUACUGGUUGUGCACGCGGACUGGGGUCUGGAAAUUUGGGAUAUUGCAUCCGGAAUCCUUGACCGGUGAGCGGUUUCUUUUUUCCACUCGUUACAAUGAACUUCUUUU